AGCCAUUCGCUGAAUUCUACUCACUUCACUUCUCACUUUAUUAAGAAAUGUUUUGUCGAACGGUAAUAGUGUUUAUUUUGUGUUGUUCACGUAGUUUUGUAAAUUCAACUAGGAACUGUACGGAGCUAGAAUCAUUACUUCAAUCUGAUUUAGCACGGGAAAAAUUGAUCUUGGACUUACUUCGAAUUAAAUGGAUGAUGUCCAAGAGUCAGACCACAGGAACGGAAGAAAUGGAGUCAAUGGAUACAAACGGAGUGGAGCUGCUCUUCAACUGUUUGAAAGAGUCUAGUGGAGGUGGUAAAAACGCCUACGUGAAAGUUCCGAGUGAGUUGGCUAGUAUUAUACAUCAGGCGUUUAUCAAACCUCCCGUCCCCAUGCAUGACAAGUAUACAACUUUCCGAAUCAAACUGACGGAUACGGAAGGCCAUCCUCGACUCAAUUUAACGUGUACUUCAGAAACAUCAGUAAUAAUGCCGGCUAAACUUGAGCUUCAAUGCGAUUUUGGUGCCUAAUAGAUUGUUUAAACUGAGUUAGUUUUCUUAAAUCUUGGAUAUGGUUUUCCGGAAGCACACUUUCAUUGGGAAUAAAAUAGUUUUCUAAGCAUUA
Hermetia illucens (black soldier fly) is the source of this 606-nucleotide messenger RNA. RefSeq lists its product as uncharacterized. The coding region runs from base 48 to 512 and encodes 154 amino acids. Lineage: Eukaryota; Metazoa; Arthropoda; Insecta; Diptera; Stratiomyidae. The record is from RefSeq and is a predicted model, not a curated record. The transcript is spliced from 3 exons.